Molecule: messenger RNA, 761 nt
Organism: Hevea brasiliensis (rubber tree)
Lineage: Eukaryota; Viridiplantae; Streptophyta; Magnoliopsida; Malpighiales; Euphorbiaceae
Product: transcription factor bHLH61-like
Exons: 4
Coding region: 126-596 (156 amino acids)
Biological process (GO): regulation of DNA-templated transcription
Cellular component (GO): nucleus
Molecular function (GO): sequence-specific DNA binding; DNA-binding transcription factor activity; protein dimerization activity
Source: RefSeq, a predicted model, not a curated record
UAUAAAAGAAGAAGAAGAAGAGGAGGAGGAGGAGGAGAGGGUGGUAAAAAAGAGAGGCAGCUGAAGUUUUUCUUUUCUUUUAUUCAAUUGUUUUUUCAAGAAAAAAAAAAAGGAAGGAAUUAACCAUGAUUUCCAGGGAGGACAAGAGAGCAGCACUGCAUGAGAAGCUUCAACUUCUUCGUUCCAUUACUAAUUCUCAUGCUCUAAACAAAACCUCAAUCAUAGUUGAUGCAACUAAGUACAUUGAAGAGCUAAAACAGAAGGUAGAGAGACUGAAUCAAGAUAUGGAAGCUGCACAAACUUCGAGCCACAGAAAUCCAUUGCCUAUGGUUACAGUAGAAACCCUAGAGAAGGGUUUUCUAAUAAACGUAUUUGUAGAUAGGAGUUGCCCUGGCUUGCUUGUCUCCAUAUUGGAAGCAUUUGAAGAACUGGGUCUUAAUGUUCAAGAAGCUAGGGUUUCUUGCACUGAUAGUUUUCGAUUACAAGCUGUUGGAGGAGAGAACGAAGAACAAGGUGAAUGCAUUGAUGCUCAUGUGGUGAAACAAGCAGUGUUGCAAGCUGUUAAGAACUGGAAUGAAAGUACUGAACAAGAGUAAUAAUAUGUCGUAAAAUCAAAGUCUUGUUUUAUAAAUUGACUAAUAUCCUUUAUUGUAAUUUUAAUUUGCAUGAUCACUUCUUUAAUCUCUUGUUGAAGCUAGCUAAUAGCUAGUUAAUUAUGUUGGGAACGUUGUUAAUCAAAGGAUUAAAUGUUCCGAAUUUAA